Molecule: messenger RNA, 3500 nt
Organism: Lentinula edodes (shiitake mushroom)
Lineage: Eukaryota; Fungi; Basidiomycota; Agaricomycetes; Agaricales; Omphalotaceae
Exons: 17
Coding region: 20-3238 (1072 amino acids)
Biological process (GO): mitotic cell cycle; DNA repair; DNA-templated DNA replication
Cellular component (GO): nuclear replication fork
Molecular function (GO): protein binding; chromatin binding
Source: RefSeq, a predicted model, not a curated record
GUCUCUUUCCUCCUACUCCAUGUCGCUCCCCCAUAUAAUUGCUAGGAAGGCUCAUAGCGAUGGGCAUACAUGUCUUGCAUUCUCAUCUGAUGGAACCCACGCUUUUACUGGUGGCUCAGAUUGUGCCGUUCGUGUUUGGAAGGCUGCGGAGGGAGCUGAGCAGGAACCGGGAAAUGCAACAGAUGCAGAGCAGCCUGUUACAACCCUUGCAGCCUCAGAUGAUUGCUGGCUAUCAGGGAGUGAGGAUGGAUGUGUUCGCCGAUAUAUCAAAGAUAAGGAUGAACUACACGGUAACAUAACAGAAGAAGCUGCUCUCGCUGUAAGAUGUAUAGCUCUGAACGAGCAAGGGACGCGACUAGCAGUCACUUCAGACAAUCCUAGCGCCAAAGUGAUUGAUAUGGAGGACACCUUGAAACUCACAACAUUGUAUGGUCAUAGGCAUAAUGUACGCAGAGCAUCCUGGCGUCCCAAAUCUUCGAUACUUAGUACUUGCGCUUCUGAUGGAGAAAUAAUUCUUUGGGAUCUUUCUGGAGAGGAGCCUAUGAUUUUGCAUACAUUAGAUGGCAUGAUACCUUCAGUUACUGAUCCUAGUGCACCGGAGUUUUUGCACGACUGUUCUGUCAUCUGGCAUCCAUCAGGCGAACAAUUCUAUGUCAUCUCCAGAACACAUGAUGUCAUAAGCAUUUCGGGCAAGGAUUGGGCGCAGUCAGGGAAGUUCGUAGACAAAGAAGUUGCAGGAACGACCACAGCGUUAGCGAUAUCUCCGAAUGGCGCAUAUCUUGCAACAGCUUGUCAAUCGACCGUCUAUAUAUGGACCACCGAUAAACGACAAGUUAUUGCCAAGCAAUCAGGGACUUCUGGAGCAGUUAUCACUCAACUUGCGUUUUCCCCAAAGGAACACCUGAUUGCUUGGACAGAUGCGUCAGGAAACUUUGUACGAUGGCGCGAACCUAUCCCUUCUAAUCUACCGAGCUCCAUCAAACGUAUAUCCCCUGCAACGACCGCGACAUCGAAGUCUAACUCGGGUGCCCCGCAAGGUGUCGAUCUUUUUGACGAGAAUAAUGGACUUUCUCUGGAUGAUCUUGAGGGCUUCGAAGAGCUAGAUGACCCUACCGCAGGAGAUGAAGGAGGAGACGGCUUCAACAUUGACGAUGCAGAUUUUGUCAUCGAUGAUGUUGGUGGUUAUUUGGAGGACAAACCCGCAACGUCUCGAGGAAAUGUUCACGGUCUUGUAAAAGAAAUGGUGAGCAUCACCAAAGCUCAGCCUGCAUUUCAACCCGGAGCAACGCCGUUCCAAGGAAACAAGCGAUAUUUGGCUUACAAUAUGCUUGGUGUCAUUGAGACAACUCGAUCUGAACAGGAGGAAUAUAACCUCGUCAGUGUGGACUUUUUCGACAAGUCAGCCCGGAAGAGUUACCACUUCAACGAUACUCACAAAUGUCAUCACGCGUACUUGGGUGAACGAGGGGCAUUAUUUGCCAGCGACACGCUUGUUCUAUACAAACCUUACGGGUCAUGGACAACCUCGCAAAAUGAUUGGACCUAUUCGUUGAAGAAGACAAACACAAAGGUGUUAGGAAUCUGUGCAGGGGGUAUGACCCCCUCUCGAAGCUUCAAGAACGAUUCCGACAGCGACCUUAUGGGCUUCGGGAAUAUCGUUGUGGCAACAUCCGAGGGUCAUCUAAUAGUUCUCUCCGGGACAGGGCGGGAACGGCGGAUUAUCGCUCUGGGUGGUGAUUUUGUCACCAUGGUGGCAGGGGAUGAGUGGGUGUUGGUAAUAUACCGACCGGGAGCAACGACGAUCGACGGUUCUCAAUCGCUUUGUUACAAAUUAUACCAUUUCGACGAUUUAAGCGUUCGACAGCGAGACGAACUUCCUAUUUCAAAAGGACAUACUCUCAAAUGGAUUGGUAUUACUCAGGAAGGCGCGCCCGUAAUCUUUGAUAGCUCUGGAUUGGUGCACCUUGUAGUCAAACAUCGUGUCCCCCACCACGCUACGUGGGUCUGCAUUCUGGAUACGAACCUUUUAGAACGCCGAGCUGGGAAGGAUGAGUCGUACUGGCCGAUUGGUAUAACGGGAAACACAUUCAUGUGUCUGAUUUUGAAGGGUCGCCAAGAGCAUCCUGGAUUUCCGAGGCCCCUUGUUCAAGAACUUCCUCUGCGUAUGCCUUUCAAUACGCAAAAUGAGAAAGAGGAGGAGAUUGAGAGGGAACUUCUGUUCAAAGAACUGGCAAUGGAGAGCUUGGACGGGGACGAGUUAACAACAGAUAAUAUCCUCUCCAAAGAACGAGCAAUCGACAAGGAGCUUGUCGUACUUAUUCAAGGAGCCUGCAAGGAAGACAACAUCAACCGAGCGGUGGAGUUGACGAAAUUGCUCCACAACCUUCAGACUUUCGAUAUUGUGGCAAAAAUUGCCGACUUCUAUCACCUUGUUGGAUUUAAAGAGAAGGUUACGGUACUGAAACGAAUCAGAGAGAAUAGUGAAGAUCGCUUCGAGGCGGCACGAGAAAAGCGUCGCCGGUGGAAUAAGAUUGAUACUCGUCCUCAGCGACUUCCGGAUGUUGAUUCGAAUGGUACAAUUUCAAAACCGAAAGCAUUCCAGGAUUUCGGCCCGCCGCCAGCUAUUUAUAGACCAGGUUUGACUCGUGCUACGCCUUCAGUAGAGGGUACAAAAUUCUCAUCUUCCACAUCUCAACCUCCCUCUGAGGACACAUGGAGCGACCCACUAGCACCAUCCACCAACGCUCCGUCAUCGGAGAAGCGUAAACGAAUUGACUUUGAAGACGUAGAGAUGGAGUCCCAAAGUGAUAUCGGUGUCCCGAUGCCUCCGCCGAAACAAAAGACAAAUCCCUUCGCUCGUAAGCCUGCAGCGGAAACCAAUAAAAAUCCUUUCGCAAGAAAAGCAGGUAACAAGACCAUUUUGCAGAGUGAAAGCUUUUUCGAAAAAGUCGAUGCGGCUGAAACUACACCCGCGAAGGCUAAGAAAAAAAGUAACAAAGAGAAAGAUAAACCAUCAGAGAAAAAGGAGGGACCCCGUCAACAGACGUUGUUCGGCUUGUUUGGUGCGAAUCAGAACGAGGGUGCUAAAAAGGGCUCUACGAAGAGAAAAACCGGAUUGACGCCUCCUCCGGACGAGCCUGAGUCUCAGGCCAGCGAUAUCACGAUGGCAGAUGCGUCGCAAAUAGAGACGCAACCAGAUGGAUGGGAGGAAACGCAAUUGAUUGACGAUGAACUAUAGGUAACUUAUUGCUCGGACAUAAUAUGUGUUAUAAUAUGUAUCGCCUACCUUUAUACCAUUUCCAUGUAUCUAACUCUAAUUUCCUACAUAAACGCAGCAUCCGUCGCGCACAACAGUUCUAUGCACGUCGCGCGGAGAUUGUUCCUUGCAAUCGGUUCUCAUUCUUGCCUCUUUGCAGGUGGAAAGAUGUGAGCAGCUCGGGUGCUCGAUUUUACUUGGAAGCUUCUGCAAGAAGGAGGAGACAUGAAUGAUAAAUCAAGUC